AUGCUCGACCCCAGGCAAUUCUUGCUUCCGGCCCUCUAUCUGGAUCCAGCAACACAGGCUUUGCUUCUGCAGUCGUCAGCUCAGAGCACGUCUUCUGGUGGCGGUAAAAUGGGACUUCACUCUUCAUUCCGGAUUUCUGACCUGCUUCAAACUCCUACCACGGCUAAAAGCCUGCCAGUCGAACAAGGUUGAACAUUUUUCGAAAAAAAGUGACUUUUUAAAUAUACUGUGGGCUCAACUUUAAACGAGCCUUGCCUUCAUAAAAUUCAUUUUCAAUUUUUCACGUUUGUCAGUAUGAAAAAAGUGAACAAUUUUGAUCGCUUUUAGUCUAAGAAAAGAAAGAUUUUUCUAAGCUGCUUGCAAAUUUUUUGAUCUUUUCGUUUGGGAAUUUUUUUUCUCCUUGAGUCAAUGGUAAUUGGAGUAUACUCCAUCAAAAAAAAAAGCUAUAAAAAUUAAAUGAUCUUUUUUCUAUUUUUUUCAUUCUAUCAAUGAUUUGAAACUUUUAAAAUCCAAAACUGUGGAGAACAAACAAGAAUCACUCAGUCAGACAGAUUUUGCGGUAAACUGAAUAUCCACUUUUCGCAUCUCACAAGCUCAUUCAACCGUACUUGAUUUCUGCCUCACCUACAGUGCGUUGCAAAGCGUAGAACAAUCCGAGUCAAUUUGCAACGUGUGUGAGUGCGUAGGGAAAAUGAUAGUAUUUAGAGGAUUACCGUGCCAACAAGUUCUUUUUCCGGGGCAAUAGGUCACGAUAACUGAAACUGAAUACGAAGAUUAGGGGUUUCAGAUCCGUCGCCUCGCACCAACUCCUCGGACUCGCUGUGCUCCCCGCGACUGACGAGUCCAUGCACAGAAAGGUCCGGAAACGUCAGCCCGAGUAGCACUUUGGGCUCGAAAAAGGCUCGAAAAGCUCGGACGAUCUUCACCGACAAGCAGCUCCAAGAGUUGGAGACGACUUUUGAGAAGCAGAAGUACCUCUCCGUCCAAGAUCGGAUGGAACUUGCUCACAGGAUGGGCCUCUCCGACACCCAAGUCAAAACUUGGUACCAAAACCGGAGGUCUGUUUUGGAUUAUUUUUGAGCGGAUCGUUCAGUUUAGUUUUCCAGCUCUUUCUAGCUUCCAGCUCUAGGAAAAGUCAACCAUUGGAGUGGAAAAUGAACCAUUGAUAAUCUUUGAUUUUAACUAGUAAAGAAGGCUCACAAUCAUUUUUGGACGAAACGUCGGAAAUAAUUCCAAAAAAAAUGCAAACUCUCCUUUUUUCCGUUUUUCUAUGACCUCUCAAUCCUGAAAAAAAUGAGCAGCCUCAUUGUUUCUGUAUUUUGAUAGCAGCCAGAAAAAAAGGCUAAUAAUUGGGGUAAUAUGCGGCAUCAAAGGGCCGAAAAUUCAAUUAGUGUCUCGAGCGGCGGCCCUCACAUAGCUUGAUCUUGUAUUCCAUCCCUUAUUAAUAACGACCCAUGCGCUGUCUCAACAUUCGUUUUUCCCUCCUGCGCCAGACAAUCCGACAAGAUUAUUGUAGCAGGCCAGGUUAAUUCCCAAUUGUCCGCGCACCUCUCAAGUGGGCUUGUUUGCCUCUUUAUGACGGUUAAAAUUACAUAUUUUGAGAGUUAAUCGCAUUGCCGACCCGAAACCAACAUGGUUAGUUUUCAAAUACAAUCCUGAGAAAAGUUCGACAAAAGCCAGCCAUGAAAGUUUUCGAUCCUAGACUGAACUUUUUGAGAAAGAAAUAUUUGAAAAACUUUGAAACUUUUUGAAUUUUUGUUUGAAAAAGCAGUAAAAAGUAUUAAUUAUUCAAAACAAGUGAAUAUAGACCAUUAUUCAAAAAUAGCUUGGCAGAUUCAAAAAUUUCUCUUUUUCCAAAUUCCUUAUCGAAACUGCAAUAAAGUCUGAUUUUUUUUUCAAUAUAACACAGUACAAAAAGUUAGAUGAUCUUUUCUCGAUCAAGAGCAGUUUACUGUUUCAAAAAACUCAUAAAAGCUUCACUCAAACUGCGUUUUUUCCCAACACAUUGAUGACAACUUCUUCCCAGACUUUUUUUGAAUAUCAAUUUUGUCAACAGCCUUAAGAAUAUUGAAGAUUAACUCUUCAGAAUUCAAUCAUCUUUUCUUUAUGUGAAUUCAAGAUAUUUCUGUUUUGCAAACUCCAAAGUUCACUCAAACGACAAUUCGCAAAGUUCUUAAGUAGUUGUUAUUCAUAACUGACUGCGAAACCGGCGUAGCGUACGGAAGAAAAAAAUACACGAUGGCGCUUUUGUGAAGGCGAGCAAUUACAAAGCUACCGUAACUGAGCGGGAAUUCUCCACGAUGAAUUAUGCUCUAGUGGCGACGCGCAAAGACCACUUUUCGACAAGAAUCGAACCCCCGAAGACGUGCUAAAUUGCAGAACCAAGUGGAAGAGGCAGGCGACGUCAGGCGUUGAUCUUCUGAGCGAUCCCGGCAACUUGGUCGCCGUCCAGAACCUCAUACGCAGCAAUCCGUUCUGGUCGACCUACUUGUCGUCGUUGCCGAUGGGUCAGAUGACGAUGCCGCCGAUGGGGAUGUGCUUGCCGACGACUUCUGUUCCUGUGGUCGUGCAGCCGACGUCUCAGUGUUCAUCUCCUUCCUCUCCUCUUGAUGUUUCCAGUACGGAUUGA
Molecule: messenger RNA, 2629 nt
Organism: Caenorhabditis auriculariae
Lineage: Eukaryota; Metazoa; Nematoda; Chromadorea; Rhabditida; Rhabditidae
Source: the annotation of a GenBank genome assembly